UCACACCUCGAUCCCCCAGCGGCGGCUUCGCAGGUCCGACCCGCGCCGCAGUGGCCGGAGAUGCAGCGGGGUGCCGCGUUGUGCCUACGCCUGUGGCUCUGCCUCGGACUCCUCCACAGCAAACGCGGUCUGGUGAGUGGCUACUCCAUGACCCCGCCGACCCUGAAUAUCACAGAGGAGACAUACGUCAUUGACUCUAGUGACAGCCUGUCCAUCUCCUGCAGGGGGCAGCACCCUCUCGAGUGGGCCUGGCCAGGGGCUCAGGAGGCACCCGCCACAGGGGCAAAGCACAGCGAGGACACGGGGUUCGUGCGAGACUGCGAGGGCACAGACGCCAGGCCCUACUGCAAGGUGGUGCUGCUGCGUGAGGCCCAUGCCAACAACACGGGCAGCUACCGCUGCUACUACAAAUACAUCAAGGCCCGCAUCGAGGGCAUGACCGCAGCCAGCACCUACGUAUUCGUGAGAGACUUGGAGCAACCAUUCAUCAAUAAGCCGGACACACUCCUGGUCAACAGGAAAGAUUCCAUGUGGGUGCCCUGCCUGGUGUCCAUCCCGGGCCUCAACAUCACGCUGCGCUCGCAAAGCUCGGUGCUACUGCCCGAUGGGCAGGAGGUGGUGUGGGACGACCGCCGCGGCAUGCGCGUGCCCACUCCACUGCUGCGCGACGCCCUGUACCUGCAGUGCGAGACCAGCUGGGGCAGCCAGACCUUCCUAUCCAACCCUUUCGUUGUGCACAUCACAGGCAAUGAGCUCUAUGAUAUCCAGCUGUUCCCCAAGAAGUCAGUGGAGCUGCUGGUCGGGGAGAAGCUGGUCCUGAACUGCACCGUGUGGGCCGAGUUCAACUCUGGCGUUACCUUCGACUGGGACUAUCCAGGGAAGCAGGCAGAGCGGGCGAAGUGGGUGCCAGAGCGGCGCUCCCAGCAGACGCACACAGAGCUCUCCAGCAUCCUGACCAUCUACAAUGUCAGCCAGCAUGACCUGGGCCCGUACGUGUGCGAGGCCAACAACGGCAUCCAGCGCUUCCGGGAGAGCACCGAGGUCAUUGUGCACGAAAAGCCCUUCAUCAGCGUUGAGUGGUUCAAGGAUCCCGUUCUGGAGGCCACAGCAGGAGACGAGCUGGUGAAGCUGCCUGUGAAACUGGCAGCGUACCCCCCACCGGAGUUCCAAUGGUACAAGGACAGAAAGGCUGUGUCGGGGCGCCACAGUCCACAUGCCCUGGUCCUCAAGGAUGUGACAGAGGCCAGUGCGGGCAUCUACACCCUCGCCCUGUGGAACUCCGCGGCUGGUCUGAGGCGCAACAUUAGCCUGGAGCUGGUGGUGAAUGUGCCCCCCCACAUCCAUGAGAAGGAGGCCUCCUCCCCUAGCAUCUACUCCCGCCACAGUCGCCAGGCCCUCACUUGUACUGCCUACGGGGUGCCCCCUCCUCUCAGCGUCCAGUGGCACUGGCGGCCAUGGACGCCCUGCAAGACCUUUGCCCAGCGCAGCACCCGGCGGCAACAGCGAGACCGCAUGCCACAGUGCCAGGACUGGAGGGAGGUGACCAUGCAGGGCGCCGUGAACCCCAUUGAGAGCCUGGACACCUGGACUGAGUUUGUGGAGGGGAAGAAUAAGACGGUGAGCAAGCUGGUGAUCCAGGACGCCAAUGUGUCCGCCAUGUACAAGUGUGUGGUCUUCAACAAAGUGGGCCAGGACGAGCGGCUCAUCUACUUCUACGUGACCACCAUCCCUGAUGGCUUCAGCAUUGAAUGGGAGCCGUCAGAGGAGCCCCUAGAGGGCCAGGCCGUGCGCCUGAGCUGCCGGGCGGACAACUACACUUAUGAGCAUCUGCGUUGGUACCGCCUCAACCUGUCCACAUUGCACGAUGCCCACGGGAACCCGCUGCUGCUCGACUGCAAGAACGUGCACCUAUUUGCUACGCCCCUGGCCGCCACCCUGGAGGAGGCCGUGCCGGGUGAACGCCACUCCACGCUCAGCCUGACCAUCCCACAUGUGGAGCCCGAGCAUGAAGGAGACUAUGUGUGCGAGGUGCAAGACCGUCGCAGCCACGACAAGCAUUGCCACAAGAAGUACCUGUCAGUGCAGGCCCUGGAAGCCCCGCGGCUCAUGCAGAACUUGACUGACCUCCUGGUGAACGUGAGCGACUCCCUGGAGAUGCGGUGCCCAGUGGCUGGGACGCACAUGCCCAGCAUCGUGUGGUACAAAGACGAGAGGCUGCUGGAGGAAGAGUCCGGAAUUGACCUGGCUGACUCGAACCAGAAGCUGAGCAUCCAGCGCGUGCGCGAGGAGGACGCGGGCCACUAUCUGUGCAGUGUGUGCAACGCCAAGGGCUGUGUCAACUCUUCUGCCAGCGUGGCUGUAGAAGGCUCCCAGGAUAAAGGCAGCAUGGAGAUCAUAAUCCUUGUGGGCACUGGGGUCAUCGCGGUCUUCUUCUGGUUGCUGCUCCUCCUUAUCUUCUGUAACAUGAGGAGGCCAGCCCACGCAGACAUCAAGACCGGCUACCUGUCCAUUAUCAUGGACCCUGGGGAGGUGCCUCUGGAGGAGCAGUGUGAAUACCUGUCCUAUGAUGCCAGCCAGUGGGAGUUCCCCCGGGAGCGGCUGCACCUCGGGAGAGUCCUGGGCCAUGGAGCCUUCGGGAAGGUGGUGGAAGCCUCUGCUUUCGGAAUCAACAAGGGCAGCAGCUGUGACACUGUGGCUGUGAAAAUGCUGAAAGAGGGCGCCACAGCGAGCGAGCACCGAGCUCUGAUGUCGGAACUCAAGAUCCUUAUCCACAUCGGUAACCACCUCAACGUGGUCAACCUCCUGGGGGCGUGCACCAAGCCUAACGGACCCCUCAUGGUGAUCGUGGAGUUCUGCAAGUAUGGCAACCUCUCCAACUUCUUGCGCGCCAAGCGGGAGGCCUUCAGCCCCUACACGGAGAAAUCUCCUGAACAGCGAAGGCGCUUCCGCGCCAUGGUGGAGGGCGCCAAGGCCGACCGGAGGAGGCCCGGGAGCAGCGACAGGGCCCUCUUCACACGGCUGCUGAUGGGCAAGGGCGGGGCGGGGCGGGCCCCUCCAGUCCAAGAAGCCGAAGACCUGUGGCUGAGCCCGCUGACCAUGGAAGACUUGGUCUGCUACAGCUUCCAGGUGGCCCGAGGGAUGGAGUUCCUGGCCUCCCGCAAGUGCAUCCACAGAGACCUGGCUGCUCGGAACAUCUUGCUAUCAGAAAGUGACGUGGUGAAGAUCUGUGACUUUGGCCUGGCCCGGGACAUCUACAAAGACCCCGACUACGUGCGCAAAGGCAGUGCCCGGCUGCCCCUGAAGUGGAUGGCGCCUGAGAGCAUCUUUGACAAGGUGUACACCACGCAGAGCGAUGUGUGGUCCUUUGGGGUGCUGCUCUGGGAGAUCUUCUCCCUGGGGGCCUCCCCGUACCCUGGAGUGCAGAUCAAUGAGGAGUUCUGCCAGCGGCUGAAAGAGGGCACCCGGAUGAAGGCCCCAGAGCUGGCCACUUCUGCCAUACGCCGCCUCAUGCUGAGCUGCUGGUCCGGGGACCCCAAGGAGAGGCCUGCAUUCUCGGAGCUCGUGGACAUCCUGGGGGACCUGCUCCAGGGUGGGUGCCAGCAGGGGGAGGAGGAGCACUGCUUGGCGCCCUGCGGCUCGAGCUCGGAGGAGGGCAGCUUCCUGCAGGCGUCCACCGUGGCCCUCCAUGUCCCUGAGGCCGAUGACGCUGAGGAGAGCAGCCCAUGGAGCCUGCACAGCCUGGCCUCCAGAUAUUACAAUUGUGUGUCCUUUCCCGGGUAUCUGGCCAGAGGGACCCAAGGUCCCUCCAGGAUGAAAACAUUCGAAGAAUUUCCCAUGACCCCAACGACCUACAAGGCCUCUGGAGAUAACCAGACAGACAGUGGAAUGGUGCUGGCCUCUGAGGAGUUUGAGCGGCUGGAGAGCAGGCACAGACAAGAAGGCGGCCUCAGCAGCUGUAAAGGACCCAGCUGGAAUGUGGACGUGACCAGGGCGCACCCUGACACCCAGGGGCAGCAGCCGCAGCUUGACCGGGGCGCCCACGGAGGCCAGGUGUUCUACAACAGCGAGUACGGGGAGCUGGCCGGGCCACGUGGGGAGGGCGAUUGCACCCCGUCAGCCCGAGCACCCUUCUUUGAAGACAACAGCGACUAAGGAGGCUGGGGCAAGGCCCACAGGUCCCUGGCCUCACACAGUUGUCAGGCCAUGCCUGGAGGGGUGUACAAAGGGCUGGAGGCCCAGGCUGGAACUCAUCUCCUUUGGUUCAGCUGGGAGGCAUUUCCUUAUCCCUGUUUACACCCUUCCUAGCUACGAUAGCAAAACCCAGGCUCCAGGGCUCCCCAAAUGCCAUCACCAGGGCUGCCCCACGGGCCCCCAGGGCUCUUCUCCUUUCAGAUCACAUUCCAUUUAGUUCAUUGUCCACAGGGCCCGCCCUGGGCCAGGCACUCCCACAGGAAUGCCCCUCUGAUUGCCUCUGCUCACCACGGUGGGUGGUGGCGUGAGCCCUGUUUUCUGACAGUCACAGAGUGAUCUAGGUGGAGCCAGACUUGAGCUGCAACCUCCCAGCUGCCUCCCCAAACACUGUCCCUCCACGCAGCCUUCCCUUCCCUGGGGAAGGUCUUCACUUGCCUCUCCAGGGCUGAAGAGAGUGUGCCAUAUCCUUGUCUCAAAGCACAAAUGAGGGAUGGAGGGAGGGGAGUCCUCCUCUGAGCCCAGCCAAACAGCUAGCCAUCUGGGGGGCAGUGGUCCCUGCAGUGCUGCCAGUGACAACCGCCUUCCCCUGCCUGUGAGAACGCCUCUACACAUUUUUUUUCAUUAGAACUUCAGGGACUGUUGGAGCUGCUGUGAAUUUACUUUUCAGAACUUCAGUUUGUAGGGAGCCCAGGGAAGGUCUUUCUGAAUCUAGGUGAUUCUUGCCUCUGACCUGCAGUUGGUGCCAUUAUAGCAGAAGCAACCGUGGCCUCAGCCCCCUUGCCUGGCCCAGAAUUGGAAGGAGCAGCUGAUGGUCUAAGGCAGCCCCAUUUGAGAGACGCCUGGCUCUUCCCUCCAGGGCUUGGGUCUGCCACCGAAGGCACAUCCCACACUGUGAAUGUCCUAAUGAGAGGUGAACACCAUGGAUUCUACCCAGGAAGGCUUCAGGGCAAGCCCAGAAGACCAACCCAGCAUUGCUCCAUGCCACAAGGCAAUCAGAGGCCGUUCUCAUGGCCUCAGGGGGACCUGUCUUCUGCGCCCCCCCCCCGCCCCCCGUCCUGACGUCAGUGACUUGGCAUUUCAAACCUUUGCCUUCAUGGGAGAGCAGCCGAGGACCCUCUGCAGUCUUCUCAGCAACCCCAUCCCAGCUCACACUGCCCAGCCACCCCAACCCAUGGCAGGAGAAAGACCCUCUUCCCAGUUAGCAGCACAGAGAUUGACACCCAACCCUACCCCAUGAGACGCUUGCAGGACAGGCGGCCAUGCAGCAAGCAGGGGCUUGCCCACAGACUCCCCCCUUGUGUAUUGUUCCUUGCGUUUAUGUCCAGCGCACCUGUGACUGAUCCUCGCUGCCCCCAAUGGACCUGCUCCUUUGAAGUCACCUGACUGUGAGACUUGGGUCUCAGGUUUACUGGUGGAGGGGUCCAGAGGCUGUUAGAGGAGCCAUGCAUGUGAUGGAGGUACAGGGCCUGGCCCCCAGGCCCGUCCCCAUGUACACGCCAGCUGUCUGUGUCACCUCCCCUUCUGUCACAACUGCACACAUAAAAAUGUGCUGGGAAGGAAACCUAAAGAAAGCCCUGUACACAUGUGCUCCGAAAAGUUCUAAACUAUUUAACAGGAUAAUAAUAAAUCUGAUGCCAG
Hipposideros armiger (great roundleaf bat) is the source of this 5829-nucleotide messenger RNA. RefSeq names its product fms related receptor tyrosine kinase 4 (gene FLT4). Gene Ontology annotation, cellular component: plasma membrane; signaling receptor complex. Gene Ontology annotation, biological process: protein phosphorylation; multicellular organism development; positive regulation of cell migration. Gene Ontology annotation, molecular function: transmembrane receptor protein tyrosine kinase activity; ATP binding; growth factor binding. The transcript is spliced from 30 exons. Bases 61 to 4152 code for a protein of 1363 amino acids. Lineage: Eukaryota; Metazoa; Chordata; Mammalia; Chiroptera; Hipposideridae. The record is from RefSeq and is a predicted model, not a curated record.